AUGUCCGACCCCCAAAAGUACACCGUCGGGUGGAUUUGCGCAAUUGCGACCGAGUUCGCCGCUGCCCAACUUUUCUUCGACGAGGUUCACGAAGACCCAAUAUCGGUAUCGAAGCACGAUAACAAUGCGUACAAACUAGGUCGCAUAGGGGGACAUAAUGUUGUCGUUGCGGUCCUACCCGACGGAGAAUACGGAACGAACUCAGCUGCUGCAGUUGGACGAGAUAUGCUUCAUACCUUUGAGAAUGUGAGAAUUGGUCUGAUGGUUGGCAUCGGCGGCGGCGCACCCAGCAGCAGAAACGAUAUCAGGCUAGGCGACGUUGUGACCAUACAAAAUCAAGAAUUCGAUAUUCGGGGGCACCUUGACCAGCCUCCGUUCGCUAUCCGAACCGCAGUCAACGCUUUAAAGGGAGACCUUAUGCUUCAAUCCGACUUGCUAGAACGAGAAGUCGAGGCACGUCUGCACGCAAACAUCAAGGAGGCUUUUGGCCGUCCAGGACUUGGGCUAGACAACCUGUAUCACAGCCAUGUUGUCCACAUCGAUGGUCGAUCCCAUCCUGACGUGUCGCCAGAUGUUUUGGUUGCGAGAAAGCCUCGAACAAACCCGCAGCGACCCGCGAUCCAUUAUGGCCUAAUCGCAUCGGCGAACCAGCUUAUGAAGGAUGCUUUGGUUCGGGACAAGCUGGCCGAGGAUCAUGGCGUUCUCUGUUUUGAAAUGGAGGCUGCGGGGUUAAUGAACCACUUUCCGUGCAUUGUUGUCAGGGGAAUCUGCGACUACGCGGAUAGUCACAAGAACGACAUCUGGCAAGGAUACGCUGCUCUGGUGGCUGCAGGGUAUGCAAAGGCCUUGUUAAGUCGGGUUUCAAGAGUCAAUCUCGAGGGUCAAGGGAGGAUCUCGGAUGUACUCUCGGAGUAUUUCAAAACACAUACUGACUACGGUACCCUUGGAAAUCUGAAGACAUCAAGGGGGGCACAGUUCGAUACGUAUGACGACCAGAAUGAGCCGAGGUGUCUUGAAGAUACACGCGUGGACCUUCUUCAGCGUAUACACACCUGGGCUAGUGACGUCGACGAUCGACGAAUGUUCUGGCUCAGUGGACUCGCUGGAACGGGCAAAUCUACCAUUUCUCGGACUGUAGCCCAAAACCUCAAUGAUCUGAAGCUUCUUGGUGCGACCUUUUUCUUCAAAAGAGGCGAAAGCGACCGCAGUAACGGCUCGUUGUUCUUCAGCACUAUCGCUCGACAACUUGUCAACCAUCGUUCCCAGCUAAGGCCACAUCUCGUCCAAACAAUAAAGGAAAGCAGCGAUAUUUCCGACAAAAAUAUGCGAGAGCAGUUUGAUAAACUCAUCCUUGGCCCACUAGAAGCUGCCUUUAAGGAACACAGAGCUGUACGUUGUGCCAUCAUAGUCGACGCCCUCGACGAGUGCGAUAACAGAGGAGAUAUCAACCUUCUUAUCCCAAUGUUACAUGAGCUCACUGAAGCCACCUCCUGCAAAGUCAAAGUCUUCCUUACGAGUAGGCCAGAUACAGCCGUUCAUUUCGGACGCCGUCCUAUUUUGGGAUGGUACCGGGAAUUCAUCCUUCAUGAAGUAGAAGAGGAUGUAAUUGAACAUGAUAUCAGAGUUUUCCUCGAAUACGAGUUGACCAAGAUCAAAGAGAACUGGAAUGCAGAAAAUGACGAUCAACUUGCCGUGGAUUGGCCGGGGGACCAAAGGCUUCAAAUGCUCACCCAGAAAGCCACUCCACUAUUCAUCUUUGCGGCAACCGCUUGCCGUUUCAUCGAGGACUCGUUGCUCGGCAGCCCCGAAACCCAAUUGAGACAGAUGAUCAACCACAAGAGAGCCAACCGCGGCGCGACAGUCGACGAUAAGCUGGAGGAAACGUACCUCCCAGUCCUUGAAAGACUGCUGGUCAAGAGAAGCAGGUCAGAGCAGGCCAGUCUGCUUGAAAGGUUCAACGAGAUUGUCGGCACAAUCUUUUUGCUAGAGGAGCCGUUGACAAUCAAGGCCAUCGGAACAAUGCUUGCCGUCGAGCCCAAGGACAUUGCUUCCUUCAUUACGCCUUUGCGAUCAAUAAUUGACACACGUGGAAACAAGGAUCAACCUUUAAAAUUAUUCCACACGUCGUUCCGGGACUUUCUGCUCUGUCCAGGAGCAGGAGUCUUCCGAGUCGACUGGAGGGGCUGUCACAGAAGACUCGGGCUCGCCAGCUUAGAGCUUCUUCACACCAGAGAGCCCUUGCGGGAGAAUUGUUGUGGUAUAUCUCCGGGAACAGAACGAAAAGACAUUCCAGCACACCUUAUUGAUAAUCGCUUCCCGUCGCAUGUUCGAUAUGCAUGUAUUCAUUGGGUUGGACACCUCACUGAAGCUCAGUAUGAACUGCGAGCCAGCGAUCAUGUCCACGAAUUCCUCAAAACUCACCUUCUUCACUGGAUCGAGGCACUGACGAUUCUGGGAGAAGCGGCAAUUUCAACAGAGUUGGCCGAGGCAUUAUCAAACCUCCCCAAGACUUGUUACAAGACUUAA
Colletotrichum orchidophilum is the source of this 2526-nucleotide messenger RNA. RefSeq names its product pfs domain-containing protein. Lineage: Eukaryota; Fungi; Ascomycota; Sordariomycetes; Glomerellales; Glomerellaceae. The record is from RefSeq and is a predicted model, not a curated record. The transcript has 4 exons. Gene Ontology annotation, molecular function: catalytic activity. The coding region runs from base 1 to 2526 and encodes 841 amino acids. Gene Ontology annotation, biological process: nucleoside metabolic process.